AUGAGAGUGAGUUUGAGCGUUUCACUGUCGAAGGAAGGCAUUGUUGUGUACAUCCUAAUCAUCUUGUUCAGUGCUGUAGCGAGUGAUCGGCAGGAUAACAAUGGACGGGCCUUCAACUCCUCCAAACCCUCUACCCGUUCAUCCUUUGCAUCGUAUUACGGAGGCCAUCCGCCACCUCCGCCAGUCCUCGUGGCUGAUCCGCCUCCAACAGCAGCACCCAGAUCCCCAGUACCGCCAGUAUCUAGAACGCCUUAUCCGGGUUAUGGAUCACAUCCUGUCUUACAUUCGCCGCCAUCAGCUCCUCCCCAGCAUGGUGCGCCGUCAAAUACGGGCCAACCAGCUUCAACACCUCGAGCACCGCCAAUAUAUGGAUCUCCUCAAUGUCCAUCAGCACCACCUCCGCGAGUUGCUCAACCAACUCCACCAGUAUAUCAACCCCCUACGCCGUCACAUCCUCCAUCUCCCCGGAGAGCGGUUUGCUCAGCACCGCCGGAACCUCGAUGUGCUCUACCACUUCACAUACAACAUGUAAGUCCACCACCUCCUCAAAGGCGACCAGGCCUGCCUCCCGUGCACAGGCCUCCAGUCCCAACUCACUGUCCUCUAGUGUCUCAACCACCUCAUAGAAGACCAGUUCUCAGUCCACCUACACCUCCUACUAAUCAACCUCCCCUAGUUCUGAUUUACCACCCUCCAGCUUCUCCACCGCUGGCAUAUCCAACACCAAGUCCACCUCCUACGUAUCAACCCCCGUCUCCUCCAACUUUAUCACCACCUCCGCCCACUUAUCAACCUCCACCUUCUCCUCCUCCCCCUCCUAUUUAUCCACCACCAACUUCACCACCCCCACCUCCUAGCUAUCAACCUCCUCCUUCUCCUCCACCUUCUCCACCAGUAUCACCACCUUCACCUUCAAUUUAUCAUCCUCCACCUUCUCCACCACCUUCAUAUCCUUCACCACCACCUCCUAUUUACCAACCUCCACCUUCUCCGUUACCAUCACCUCCUCCCCCUCCUACUUAUCAACCUCCAUCUUCUCCACUACCCAUACAUCCUUCACCUCCUCCUCCUCCUCCUACUUAUUCACCCCCACCUUCUCCAACAUUGCCACCCUCUCCAAGUUAUGGAACUCCGCUGUCUCCAUCACCUACUGAUCCAUCACCGCCUCCACCUUCUCCACUAUUAGCAUCACCUCCACCUCCUGUAUUUCCUUCAACACCUCCCCCACCUCUUUCACCAACAUCACCGCCUCCACCUAUUCCACCACCACUAUCUCCACCUCUGGUAUCACCACCACCUCCUCCUAGUUAUCAACCUCCACCACCUGUAUAUCCUUCGCCACUAGUGCCUCCACCUCUUUAUCAACCCCCACCUCCUUCACCACCCCCGCCUUCUCCACCAACAUCACCACGUCCUCAGCCUCCAAUAUAUCUACCUCCAUCUUCACCACCCCUGCCUUUGACCUAUCAAUCUCUGCCUUCACCACCACCAACAUAUCCAUCACCACCGCCUCCUACAUAUCAACCUCCAGUAUUGCUGCUGCCAACAUAUCCAACACCGACCUCCCCACCCUUGCAAAGGCCAUCGACACCCACACAUCGACCUUCCCCGUCCCCUCCUCCCACUCAUACACCUCCAAGAUUUCCACCCACCCAAAGGCCUCCUUCUCCUCGACACCGGCCACCAGUGCACAAACCACCACAUCCAAAACAUAGGCACCCAGUGUCUCCAAGAAGACACGUAUGUAUUCCCAUCCCCCCAUCCACCUACAAGGACUCCACCAUCUCAAAGACCACCGCCGACUUAUCAACCACCGCCAGUCUCAACGCAGCCAUCACCAACACAGAGGCCUCCAAUGUAUCCAGUGCCACCUACACCAACUUAUGCACAGCCACCAUUACUUCCUGCUCCAACUUAUGGACCUGUGUACCCAUCACCACCAAUGGCCUCCAUCCAGUUCCUCCGCCCACAAUGGAGAUGCGUUCCAGCCAGCUAAUGUGCAAGACUAAUGUGCAACAUCACCUUUUGACUGGUAAACAUCAAGCGGAGUUUAUCUACUCAUCAGAUUUAGGCAGCCUGCAUGUUCUGUGUAUAUCAUCAGAAUGAAGCUUGUUGUACCAACAGCUGUCCUAGUA
This is a messenger RNA of Eucalyptus grandis, 2135 nucleotides long. RefSeq names its product extensin-like. The record is from RefSeq and is a predicted model, not a curated record. Bases 1 to 2106 code for a protein of 701 amino acids. The transcript has a single exon. NCBI's taxonomy places the organism in Eukaryota, Viridiplantae, Streptophyta, Magnoliopsida, Myrtales, Myrtaceae.